CUAGACAGCAGCACUGCAGCCCUGUGGGCCUUGCCAUGGUGAUGAAACCGACGCCGAUGAAGCCUCCAUCCAAGGUCAUCGCUCGAAACCUGGAGCAUGCUGUGGAAGCCUUGAAGACCGGUUGCGUGCGACGGAUGGAUCUGAGGUAUCGCAAGAUCGGAGACAGAGGUGCAGAAUGUUUGUCAGAAAUCUUGUUGGCGAAUCGCAGCCUCGAAAAGUUGGAGUUAGACUUCAAUGGAAUCUCGUCUGGUGGCGCUGCCCGCAUUGCAGAGGCGCUGACGAUGAACUCCACCCUGACGCAGCUGUUCUUGUGCAACAAUUUCAUUGAUGAUGAGGGUGCCAUCCAUCUGGCCUCCGCGCUGGAAACUGGAUGUGCCUUGAACCAGCUCUACUUGGCCGGGAAUUGUAUCACCAAUCGGGGAGGGCAGGCGAUUCUUGCGGCCCUCAAGAAAUCUGGUGCAGUCGUGGACAUUGACCUGUCCUUUCAAAGCGUUCCGGACGACUGCAUCCAAGAAAUCAGGGCAGUCCUGCUCGCAAACGCCCAGGCUCGCAGACCGCAAACAGUUUAGGUCUUUGGACGUGGAAGACUGUGUGCCAUUUGUGAGUUGACGACGUGGCGCAAACUGCAAACCUCAGAGAUGUUGAUC
Molecule: messenger RNA, 647 nt
Organism: Cladocopium goreaui
Lineage: Eukaryota; Dinophyceae; Suessiales; Symbiodiniaceae
Source: the annotation of a GenBank genome assembly